Messenger RNA from Acanthochromis polyacanthus (spiny chromis), 3761 nucleotides. It is a transcript of the gene efl1, whose product is annotated as elongation factor like GTPase 1. The record is from RefSeq and is a predicted model, not a curated record. Gene Ontology annotation, molecular function: ribosome binding; GTPase activity; GTP binding. Gene Ontology annotation, cellular component: ribonucleoprotein complex; cytosol. Gene Ontology annotation, biological process: cytosolic ribosome assembly. NCBI's taxonomy places the organism in Eukaryota, Metazoa, Chordata, Actinopteri, Pomacentridae.
AUGGGACACACCAGCCUGGAGAAGAUAAUUGCACUGCAAAACCCAGCCAACAUCAGAAACUUGUGCAUUCUGGCACAUGUUGACCAUGGUAAAACGACCCUGGCUGACUGCUUAGUUGCAAGUAAUGGUAUCAUAUCAAGCCGACUGGCUGGGAAGCUGAGGUAUCUGGACAGCAGAGAGGAUGAACAAGUCAGAGGAAUCACCAUGAAAUCCAGUGCCAUCUCUCUGCACUACAGAAACGGAGAUCAGGAAUACUUACUGAAUCUGAUAGACUCUCCUGGUCAUGUUGACUUUUCCUCGGAAGUUUCCACGGCUGUCAGGCUGUGUGAUGGAGCCAUCGUGGUUGUUGAUGCUGUAGAGGGAGUAUGCCCACAGACUCAGGCUGUGCUCCGUCAGGCAUGGCUGGAAAACAUCAGGCCUGUUCUGGUUAUCAAUAAGAUAGACCGACUCAUCAUGGAGCUGCAGCUGACCUCUCAGGAAGCUUACACCCACCUGCAGAAGAUCCUGGGACAGGUGAAUGCCAUUACAGGGACUUUGUUCACAUCUAAAGUGCUGGAGGAGCGAGCAGAAAAAGAGAAGGGGGAGGAGAAAGAGAGCGAGACAUUAAGUGGAGAUCAGGUUUUUGACUGGAGCGCUGGGCUGGAAGAGGUUGACGACUCCCACCUCUACUUUUCUCCUGACCAAGGAAACGUUGUCUUUGCCAGUGCCAUAGAUGGAUGGGGUUUCAGCAUCCAGCAGUUUGCCCACAUCUAUAGCCAGAGAAUGGGUAUUAAGGCAGGGGUGCUCCUUAAAACCUUGUGGGGAGAUUUCUACCUCAAUGCAAAAGCAAAGAAGAUCAUGAAAGGAGCUCAGGCCAAAGGAAAGAAGCCACUGUUUGUACAGUUUGUGCUGGAUAACAUUUGGAGUUUAUAUGAUGCAGUUGUCACUAGGAGAGACAGGGAAAAGGUGGAGAAGGUGGUGGCAUCACUCGGGAUAAAGGUGAUGGCCAGGGACUUGCGUCACUCUGACCCCAAAGUCCUCCUGUCUGCCAUCUGCAGCCAGUGGUUACCUGUAUCCCAGGCUGUCCUCUCGAUGGUGUGUGAGAAGCUUCCCAGUCCGUUAGACAUGGCAUCAGAGAGGGCAGAGAAACUAAUGAGUGUUGGAGCGCGCCGAUUUGACUCAUUACCUGGACAGACACAGAAACUGAAAACAGCAUUCCUGCAGUGUUCAAGCGAGGAAAAUGCUCCAGUUAUCGUGUUUGUGUCCAAGAUGUUUGCUGUGGACACCAAGGCCUUGCCUCAGCACAAACCGAGGCCAUUGACCCAGGAAGAGAUUGUGCAGCGCAGGGAGCUGGCUAGACAAAGACAUGCUGACAGGAUGGCAGCUGAUCAGACAGCAGCAGAGAGCCACAAAGAGCUCGCCCACUCAGAGAGUAUGUCACAAGAAAGCCAGCCUGCAGGACUCAACACCGCUAUGAUGGAAAGUCUGACUGUAAAAGACUCAAAGCCAGAGGAGGAAGAAGAACUGAAGGAGAUUUUUAUAGCAUUUGCCCGGGUCUACAGUGGGGUGGUCAAGAAAGGACAGAGGGUGUUCGUACUGGGACCAAAGUAUGACCCCGCCCUGGGCCUAAGCAUGGUUCCAGAGGGAUGUAAUGCAUCAGAUUGUGUGUCUGAGGUACCUCACCUGUCCUGUUGUUCCAUGGAAAGCCUUUACCUGCUGAUGGGCAGAGAGCUAGAAGAGCUGGAAGAGGUCCCUGCAGGAAAUGUCCUGGGUAUCGGAGGGCUAGAGGAGUGUGUCUUGAAGUCGGCCACCCUGUCAAGCACCCCUGCUUGCCCACCAUUCACCCCACUCAACUUCGAGGCCACGCCCAUUGUUCGAGUUGCAGUAGAACCCAAACAUCCAAGUGAGAUGCCAAAGCUGGUGCGCGGGAUGCGUUUGUUAAAUCAGGCAGAUCCCUGUGCUGAGGUUCUGAUCCAAGAAACAGGAGAACAUGUUCUGGUCACUGCUGGUGAGGUUCAUCUGCAACGCUGCCUGGAUGACCUCAGAGACCGGUUUGCCAAAAUUGAGAUCAGUGCGUCUAAGCCCAUAAUUCCAUUCAGAGAAACAGUGGUUCGUCCUCCAAAAGUGGAUAUGGUAAACGAGGAGCUGGGCAAGCAGCAGAAAGUUGCCAUCAUUCAUCAGGUGAAAGAAGAGCCUUCUCAGGGUCGUUCGUCUGACACUCUACUUGUGGACCCCAGUGGCCUGGUUACGCUCACCACUCCCAAUAGACUGGCCACUGUCUGCGUUCGGGCAAUACCACUGCCACAGGAGGUGACCCAGCUGUUGGAGAGUAACUCGGAGGUGAUUCGAACUCUGGAGCAGAUAAACAUGUCCCUGAGGGAGGGGAAGAGUCUGGACAUCAGCCUCAGAACCUUAGAGGCCAUUGCUGGAUUAAAGGACCAACUGGACAGUCUUCUGCAAGGGAGGAAGUGGAGGAAUGCUGUGGAACGUAUCUGGGCCUUUGGGCCUCGCAGGUAUGGUCCCAACAUUCUGCUAAACAAUGUGGAAUCCUACCAGCGGCCCUCGGUGUGGCAGUGUCUGGGUCGGGGAGACAAAACCGGUGAGGCAGGAUCUCAGGCUGCUGUUCUACGGGACUUUGACAACAGCAUCAUCAGCGGCUUCCUGCUAGCAACUCUGUCAGGGCCCAUGUGUGAGGAGCCUCUAAUGGGAGUUUGCUUCUGUGUGGAGAGGUGGGACGUCCAGUCUUUAGCCCCAGCACAGCAUCAGGAAUCCUUUGACGAGGACUCUAUAUCCCAUAAGGCUUUAGCUGACAAUGAAGUAGAAAGGAGCAGCGAGAUAUCUGCACAGACGGAGGACAUGGAAGCAGGUCUGAGCCAGGCCGGACGCAGACCAGAACCUGCCUCUGCAGACUGCUAUGGGCCGGUCUCUGGCCAGCUGAUUGCUGCCAUGAAGGAGGCCUGCCGUCACGCCUUCCAGACUCAGCCCCAGAGACUCAUGGCUGCCAUGUAUACCUGUGAGAUCAUGGCCACUGCAGAGGUGCUGGGCCGAGUUUAUGGUGUACUGGGAAAACGAGAGGGUCGAGUCCUCCAUGAAGAGAUGAAGGAAGGUACAGACAUGUUCAUCAUCAAGGCUGUUCUGCCCGUGGCUGAGAGCUUUGGAUUUGCAGAUGAGAUCCGCAAAAGGACCAGCGGAUUGGCCAGUCCACAGCUGGUCUUCAGUCACUGGGAGGUGAUCAGCAGUGAUCCAUACUGGGUUCCCACCACGGAGGAAGAAUACCUGCAUUUUGGGGAGAAAGCUGACUCUGCUAACCAGGCCCUCAAAUACAUGAACGCUGUCCGCCGCCGCAAAGGUCUGUAUGUGGAAGAGAAGAUAGUAGAACAUGCUGAGAAGCAGAGGACGCUCAGCAAGAACAAGUAGAUUCAGAAACAUAUAGAAGAUAACUCCUGAUAGAAAACAUCUGGAGGAGAUCUAUCCAGGAUUCCAGAUACCUGCUCCACUUCAUGGACUCUUCUAUCAGUGUCGCUCAUGAUUGUUAGCAGAGGAACCGUUGUCAUGUCUACAGAACAGUCUUUCUGUUCAUUAUCUAGAAUAUGUUUCACCCAUAUUUGGGCUCUCUUGAUUAGUUUGGGCAAAUGAUGCAUAUUAAGUAUGUAAAUUUGUAAAAGUCUGUUAUUUAUAUUUAUAUAACAGAUAUUUUUUUCUUCUAAUGGUAACUGUACAUUAAUGCAUAAAGAUAAUGUACGAUAGUAAAUGAUCCUUUAAAUAAAGUGUGCUGAAAUUUU